Xyrichtys novacula (pearly razorfish) is the source of this 3125-nucleotide messenger RNA. NCBI's taxonomy places the organism in Eukaryota, Metazoa, Chordata, Actinopteri, Labriformes, Labridae. The record is from the annotation of a GenBank genome assembly.
AUGCAAGGAGCAGGGUAUGCCGACAUCCUUAUUGAAGCAAAACUUGUCACAAGUGCAUCACUCAUAGGUGUACUUAGUGGGAAGAAUUGGGCUCUGGCUAUUUGGUGUCUUCGGACGGUAACAGAAGCAGCUGAGCGCUUGCUAAUUGAAGUUUUCAUUGAGGAGGAGGGUGUUGAGAUCAGUACGUUGGCACUCUUCAGCCUGAUCGAGGAGACAAACUGUGAACAUCUAGAUGCGGUCCUCAAUGAUGAACCAACCAAGGCCAUCAUCCAAGCCUACCUCAACUUCCAGGAGAAAGUCAGGAAGGGUCACCUUGGCAAAACAGCAAUCCUGUGGAUGUCAUUCAUAGACAACAGCCAUGUGCUGUUCAUGCUGUUGUUUGCUGUGAAGACCAACAACGUGGCACUGUUCCAUAAGUGCAACAGUCAGAUGGCGCACCUCUUCUUUGCGUAUGAUGGCCAGAACUAUGCCAGGUACAGUACAUCUCUUGCACAUAGAAUACAGUUGGUUAAAUAACUAUUUUCUUUGAAAGAUGAUACAUCUAUUGCCUCUGUCUAAUUUCAGGUAUCUGGCUUGGUUUGACGUGUUCUUGACGAACCUGGAGCUCUCUCAUCCUGGUGGGUGGGAUCUGCUGAGCAAGGGUGCAAUUGGAGUAGUACGCUCACUGAUUCCUGGGGCCCUGGCUGUGGUUGAUAAGACCAUGGAGGAGACAUUUAUGAAGUUCGCCAAGUCAUCAGGUUAGUUGUUUAAUUCAGAUGAUAAAAUGAUUAUUGCUGCAACACAUACUCCAUAUUAAUGAAUUCAAUUCCAUUCAGGUGGUUUACGGGGCAUCUUUAAGAUGUUUGACACGUACACACGCUUCUGCCGCACUACUUCAACACGAGGACAAUACUUCGAGCAACUUCUUGAGAUGUGUGGCAUGAGCAAUGACCCAGACAGUGCCAGUGGUGGAAUGCACAGAGAGCUUGAGAAAGCUGAAAUUACAAAGAGCGAAUCUGCAGUGCAACAAGCGAUGAUGGCAUUUACCAGCUGCUUUAUGAACCCAUGGCGUGUUCCGGACAAGACCAGACUGUACAAUAUUGCAUCUGGUGCACCUGUCUCUAAAGAUGUUGAGUUUGAUGUCUUACGUGCAGAUGCUCUGGGUAAAGAGCUGAAGGAGAAGUUCAUCAAAGAACGGCUGCAGAGUGGAGAUCGAACCAGCUUCUUUGACAAACUGCCAAGGCAGAAGCUCCGCAGGAUGACAGACAGUAACCAUAAGCUGAAACUCACAUCCUCACAGGGCAAGGUACACACACAAGCUUUAGCACAGUAUUAAAUAGAAUUUAACCCAAGUAAAGUCCAUCAGAUGUGUAAGUGUAUGAUUUGUGUCUAUUUUGAGAAAUAUAAUGUACUGACUUGUAAUAAACAUUUUUGCUUUGCAGAUGAUCCAAUAUCAAGAACAGAACCAACUUGCCUUCACCCUUCCCAUCAGAUCUCAACUAACAGAGACCCCAAUUGACCUUGAAGAGGUGAUGCGCUACCCUCUCGCUACUGUCCCUCACUCACUCGGCACCCCAGAUGGCUUCUUUGCCAAGACGAAUAAGGCAUCCAUGGUGCAUUACCUGCUAAGCGAUGUGAAUAUGCCAGACUAUCCUACCGGAGCCAUGUUCAUUCAAGAUGGAAAUACUCUCUUCCAUACCCUGACAAACCUGCCACACACAUAUGGACAGAUCUGCAAGCAAGUGCUAAGAAACAUGUCAGCAAAAGGCAACUUCAUCUUCUCCACCGACAAUUAUGAGCCUGGUUCAAUAAAAGCUAAAGAGAGACUGAGACGUGGCUUUGGAGAGAAAUGCAUCAUUGAGGGGCCCUAGACAGUACGUGCACCAGAUUUUAAGCUGUUUCUUGCUAAUGAGGAGAACAAGAAGCAGUUGUGUGAGUUGCUCUACAGAGUCUGGAGUCCUGCUGAAUCAGCAGAGCAGCUGGCACGUUGUGGAACAGCAAUCCUAUGUGUAGAAGGCAAGGCCCACUCCCUCUCAGCAGUAGGUGGUGAGGUAAAUAAAAAUGUAAAUAUAUAAAUAAAUUACUCAUACUUUACUAUUUUAUAGUAAAAGUCAAAUGCUAUUUUAUGUCUCAGGUCACAUCUGAGGAGAUCCACAGCCUUCGGUCUAACCAGGAGGAAACGGACACAAGAAUCGUCAUCUACUGUAACCUCGCUGCUGAGUUGGGGUUCACUUCGACAGUUGUCCGCACACCGGACAGUGAUGUUUUGUUCAUCUUACUGUACCAUGCGCAUAACAUCAAGUUAACGGUGUACAUUGACAUCGGUACUGGGAAGGGCAGACAACUGGUGAAUGUGACUCAGCUGGCAAACGAUCUUGGCUCUGAAUACUGCAAGACCUUACUUGGGUACUAUGUCUUCAGUGGUGAAGAUUGCACCAGUGCCUUCAAAGGCAAGGGUAAAGUUGGACCCCUGAAGAAGCUGCAGAAGAGCCCCAAGUACCAGGCUGCGUUCAGGUGACAUGGCUCUCUUUCAUAAUUUCACCUCCUUGACUCGAAUGACACUUGAAAGUAAACAGUGUUUUCCUAUUUCAGGGAACUUGGUGUGGAAUGGUGCCUCUCAAGCAGCUGCAAGGAGGACCUGGAACAUUUCAUAUGCCUCAUGUAUGGUCAUGGUCGGGAGAAGAAAGUAGAUGCAGUGCGUGUAAAGAUGAUUCACAAGAUGGUCAGUGACGAUGAGUCCCUCUCGGCCAAGUCUAAGGUGGACCUUGGACGUCUCCCACCACCACAGUGCAGUCUCUCCACCCAUCUUGAUCGCUGCAACCACAGAGUGGCAUGUUAUAAGCGAGCAGCUGCACCUAUUUUUGAGCAACCAAAACCAUAUGACCCAGAUCAGGUAAGAAUGGUUCAAUUUGGAUUUUCAUGUAUAACAAGAACAUCCAUGGUAUAAAUAACACUUUGACAUUCACCAGGGAUGGGAAACAAAUGAGGAGGGAGCACUUGAGCCUAUAUGGACUGCUGGACCCAUCAUGCCCUCAUCCCUGGUUGACAUACUUGCAGUGGAGGCUGAGAGCGAAGAAGAGGAAGAAGAGCAAGAUGAGACCAUUGAAGAUGACAUGAAUAAUGAUAAAGAGGACUAUCAAAAUUAA